ACCGAGGAAAAUGAGAAUCAACUUCUUCUACCCGAAGAUAAUGGGCAAGGAAUUUGAGAUACUAUACAAGAAUCUGAUGCUAUAGACUCAACAGCUUAAGAAAAACAUUGUUUCACUUCAUAUCAAUGCUAGCUUGCUUUAAAAUUCAUCAACCAAACAGCAGCUGCCACAACCAGAGACUAAAGAAAACAAUUUAAUCUGUUCCAACACACCAGACCUAUUUACUGUUACAAAGCAAAUCAACCACACCUGAACAACUACACAUUAACUAAUUGUGCCUAACACAUCUCCAUCUCGUACACCUUGUCACUUUUGUGUCUCCUUUCAUGACCCUACUUUGCCUAAACUACUGUAUCAGAAAAACAAAGGAAACUUCACUGAUAAAGGAAAAUUAAUUAAAAACUAAAAAGUAUGACAAGGUAAAUAAGUGGAUGGUGCAAUUUAACUUUAUUGUUGUUUCUUAGUAGGUAGAAAACAACAAAAGUCUCCACACAAGUCUUUCAAUUAUUAUUGAGAGUUGAGAUGCAAUUUCCUUAUACUUUUCUAACUAUUUCUUGAUUCCAUACUAUGUCCCUUCCUAACUAUUUCUUGAGGCUCAAUUAAACUUUCAUACGGAUAUAUAUUAUAUAACAACUAUGUUUUCCUUAAUCCUUAUUAAGACAGAACCAUAUCAAUCAUCAUCACAAACACCAAAAACAGCAUUUUAGACUAUAUACAUGGCAGAUAGCGUGGUUUCAUUUCUUUUGGAACACUUAUCCCAAUUGCUGCAACGCAAAGCUAAUUUGCUUUGUGGCGUGGAAGACAAAAUCAUAUCCCUCCGCAAUGAACUCGAAAUCAUAAAUGUCUACCUCAAAACUUCCCCUCAAGGGAAGAACAACAACAACAAACAGAUUGAACAGAAGGUUCUGAGUCAGAUCAGAGAUAUCUCCUACGUAGCCGAGGAUGUAAUUGACACAUUCAUUGCCAAUGUUUCCAUCUACAAGGACAGAAACGUACUAGGAAGAAUGAUUCACAGCGUUGAUCACGCAAAGUUACGCCACGACGUAGCAGAGAAGAUUGACAAGAUCAAAACAACACUCAAUGAGAUACAUGAAAACAAGAUCAAAUACAAUCAAGAAAGUACUGAUCAAUCAGCAUCAGCAACAGAAGAUGAGGAGAGGACCCGAUCACUUCACAAAUUAAGAAGAAAUGUGGAGGAGGAAGAUGUUGUAGGCUUUGUCCAUGAAUCUGAAGAAGUCAUCAAUAGACUCAUAGAGGGUGGUUCGCCUCGUCUCAACGUUGUUUCAAUCAUUGGUAUGGGUGGGCUGGGCAAAACAACUCUUGCCCGAAAGGUCUAUAACAGUGAAAAAGUGAAGAAACACUUCAAUAGCCGCACAUGGAUUUACGUUUCAAAUGAGUGUAGAGUCCGAGAACUUUUGAUGGGCAUUCAUCAAAAUUUAAUGUCAAACCAUGCUUGUGAAUGUAGAAGGAGCAGCAACAAAAGGAAGUGUAAGAAACACAAUGAAGCUGUGAAUAAUUCUGAUGAUAUCUCUAACUUAAGUGAUGAUGAGCUGAAGAAAAAAGUGUGGGAAUGCUUGAAGUGGGAAAAAUAUUUGCUAGUUCUUGAUGACUUGUGGAAAAUACAAGAUUGGGAUGAGGUCAAGGAUGCUUUUCCCGACGAAAACAGAGGAAGCAGAAUACUGAUAACUAGUCGUUUGAAAGAAGUUGCUUCGCAUACCAGUCGAGAUCCUCCUUAUUGCCUUCAAUUUCUGAAUGAAGAACAGAGUUGGGAGCUCUUCUCCAAAAAAGUUUUUAGAGGAGAAGAGUACCAUUGUGAUGUUGGAUCUCUAGGUAAGCAAAUCGUUAAAAGUUGUGGCGGGUUGCCACUCUCAAUUGUGGUGCUAGCAGGGCUUCUAGCAAACAAGGAAAAGUCACACAGAGAAUGGUCCAAAGUGUUAGGACAUGUCAAUUGGUAUCUUACCCGAGACGAGACCCAAGUUAAGGACGUAGUACUUAAACUCAGUUUCGACAACUUGCAUUCAAAAUUAAAACCAUGUUUUUUAUAUCUAGGGAUAUUCCCUGAAGAUUCUGAAAUAUAUGUAAGGCAAUUGUUGCACCUAUGGGUCGCUGAAGGAUUUAUACAAGAAACAGGAAGUAGGGAUCCAAAUGACGUUGCUGAAGACUACUUGUACGAGCUCAUUGAUCGUAGUUUGAUCCAAGUAGCACGAGUGAAGGAUAGUGGAGGCGUGAAAACAUGUCGCAUCCAUGAUCUUCUCAGAGAUCUUUGUAUAUUAGAGAGCAAAGAGGACAAUCUCUUCCAAGUUUGCACAGAUAACAACAUUUUGAUCCCCACAAAACCUCGCAGAUUGUCUGUCCAUUCUAGCAUGUCUCACUAUGUUUCUUCAAGCCCCAAUGACCAUUCAUGUGUUCGUUCUUUGUUUUGCUCUGACCCGAACUGCUUCGUUUACAGCAAUGACUGGAAAUGGCUUUGCAAAGGCUUCAAAUUGGUUCGUGUGUUGGAUCUUUGGGGAAAGUAUUGUUGUGAGAUUCCUUCAAACUUGGGAAACUUUGUCCACUUGAGGUACUUGAGAAUAGGCUCACAAUGUAUUAGAAGUGUUCCUGAUUCUAUCUGCAACCUUCAAAAUCUACAAACAUUAGAUUUUCGAUCUACGACCAGGACAACCACAAUUUCUUUCCCCUAUGGAAUAACAAAGCUCAAGCAUCUAAGACAAUUGUAUACUUUUCAGCCAAUCAUGCUACGUGGUCGUCGUUCAGACAGUGAAGUUAUGUGGAAUCUUCAAACCAUAUCUUCCAUUGUACUUAAUAAAGAUACUACAUAUCUCAUAGAGAAAGGAAGUUUCCCCAAACUAAGAAAAUUAAGAUUGCAUAUCUAUUCAAACUUCAAUCGCGAUGUGCCCAAAAUGUUGCUAAGUCUACAACAUUUGAGGCAUUUGAAUAAGCUGGAAAUCUACUUCGACACGUCAGAUUGGUGCUCACGAAGGAAGAUUAGUUAUGAGUUCGAGGAAGUGUUACAAAGAUUGAAGCAAUAUAAGCCCGAGAAAGUGUUACAAAGUUUGAAGCACUUGAGAUAUUUGAGAAUACUAAAAAUUACCAAUGCCCUCGACCUUGUAACCUCUGUACCCAUGUUUCCUCUCAACAUUACCAAGUUAACAUUGUCAUGUAUUACUUGCUUGAAUGAUGACGUGAUGAAAGCUAUUGGAAGUCUCACCCAACUCCAAAUUUUGAUCUUAACUGGAAAGAAAUUUUGGCCUUCAGAUUCAUUUUCUGAUCUUAAUUGUGUUGAAGACGGGUUCCCAGAGUUGCAGGAGUUUCGGAUGGAAGUUCUGCCCAUCCAAAACUUGAAAUUAGUCAAUGGUUCGAUGCCACGCCUUCAAAUCCUCGUUAUUCACAACUGUUAUAAGUUGGAUAGCCUCCCAAGUGAACUGUGGUCUUUGACUACCUUGAGAAAAGUUUGUGUUCGGAAACCCUCCAAUGCAAUGGCUGCAAUGGUACAAAAGUUGGAAGUUAAUAAUGGAUGUGAGGUCAUUGUAGAAUAAUUUCAACUAAUGCUUUGUUGAUUAGAAUGUAUAAGUUGUAAGCAAAAACUUACUCAACUUUAUAUAUAUAUAUAUAUAUAUAUAUAUAUAUAUAUAUAU
Molecule: messenger RNA, 3635 nt
Organism: Trifolium pratense (red clover)
Lineage: Eukaryota; Viridiplantae; Streptophyta; Magnoliopsida; Fabales; Fabaceae
Product: putative disease resistance RPP13-like protein 3
Exons: 1
Coding region: 717-3536 (939 amino acids)
Biological process (GO): defense response to other organism
Molecular function (GO): ADP binding
Source: RefSeq, a predicted model, not a curated record